Scedosporium apiospermum is the source of this 4548-nucleotide messenger RNA. RefSeq lists its product as uncharacterized. NCBI's taxonomy places the organism in Eukaryota, Fungi, Ascomycota, Sordariomycetes, Microascales, Microascaceae. The transcript is spliced from 4 exons. Bases 1 to 4548 code for a protein of 1515 amino acids. The record is from RefSeq and is a predicted model, not a curated record. Gene Ontology annotation, molecular function: metal ion binding.
AUGGAGUCUUGGAAUCCAAACCACCCAAAUGGGUCAACCUCUGAUGACCACAACGACUGGGCUGGUUAUGGGUUUCCGGACCAGUCCGGACCUCUCGAUGAUGGCUCCCAGCCAUGGGCCCAGUCCAUUUCCGACCAGGCCAUGUACUCGUCAAUGGAUCAGCCAACGCCGAACGGGACUGGUUUCUAUCCAGCAACUACACACGCCGGGGGACAUCUUAUAAGCGAUGGCCUUGGUGGAACUCCUUCACUUCCAGCGGGGGAUUUCGGUGCAGGCCAUGUUGGGUUGCCUCAAUAUCAGAAUAGCCAAGAGUUCCUAGAUCCCAGCUUUGACUCCCUGCAACAGGAUCUCUUUAAUGCACAGAACAAACUGGAUAUGGUUCCCGGUUUGGGUGAUUUUUCUCCGGUCCAACCUCAUCAACGCCAGCCCGGGGCCCAGGCUUUUCAACAGCAAGGUUUUCCUUUCCCAUCCGGAAACGAGCAUGCUUUCCAGCAGCCUCUAUCCUUCUCCCCGUCUCAGCCGAUGGGUCGGCCCCAGGGUCAUCAAUCCAAUGCUCAACAAGCAUACGAGAUCGGACAUCCCCAGCCGCAACAACCUCAACCCCAGCAGCCGCAGCCAGCACCGCAGGCACAACCCCAGCACUCUCAGCAACAACCACAGCAGAGUUAUCAGCAACACCAAGUGUAUACUCAGCCCGCUCAACAGCCUACUCGGCAGCCGAUGGGAGGAGGCCAGAUUUACGGCGGCCCACAAGCGGCGACAUACCCCCAGGCUAUGCCGCCCCAACAGAAGCUGGGGCCCGCAUCGCAGAAUACCCUUACCCAACCUCAACCCCAAUAUACACAAGCGUAUUUGCAGCACCAUCCUUCAUCCUUCACCCAAACCACUUCCUCUCCAUCACCCGCAUCCACGCCGCAGCACGGAAAUCUAACGCAGGCCGGGAGGAAUAUUUCCAGCCAGAUUUCCUCACCCUCUUCUACACUUCAGUCUCCCGCGUCAAGUGCAAACGUUCAAGGAACCAAACGUACGGUGGAGCAGGCAGCCGCUCCUAGCCCUUCCCAGGCAUCCGUGGACUCCAACAUUUCAAGCGAACCGGCAGUCAAGAAGAGGAAACGUAGUAUCAAGAAGGUCUCCGAUACCGAUGCGGUGCCGGCUAGCUUGCAUACUGACGUCUCUAUUAAGACGACUGAUCAGCCGAGACCUCUCCCUCCGCCUAGGAUGACUAAAGAAGACAUGGACGCCAUCAACGACUUUCUAAAAGUAUCGUCUAGCGGCAAGACAAAAUUCCCCGGCGUCCAGGGAGCCUUUUAUCUUAUAAGCCCCCGUACUAUAAAGCUCCCAACCCCCAAGAGUUAUGAUAAGUUGGCGCCUCUCGUCGCAUUGCCUUCACAGUCUAGAAACCCCAUUCUUCCUGGACGCACUCUCCCCUGUGAGAUACAAGGUCAAUUCACGGAUAGGUUCAAGCCAUCCGGUAACGGAGCGGGCCUUGAGGACCGAAGGCGUGAUGCCAAGGAUCUUCUGGCUCAGUUUGAGAAAUCAAUGGCCGGUCUAGGUUCUCGUCGUCCCAAAUACACAGAAUAUCCUCAUGCAUUCAAGGAGCAGCUCAAGGCAGAUGAAGCGUCCAAGGCCAAGGCCGAAAGGCUUGCGCGGAAGCUCGCCGAGGAGGAACGUAAUAAGCCUGUCCGGCCAGAGACUCGCCCGGAUGAUCCCAUUGAGGGCGCAGCCUGGGACAUUAUCGGUAUCGUCCAUAUCGAUGCUUCGGCGACUCGAACCACAGCUCUGUUGGCAGGUGCUGUUCAGCAGGCAGGCGAAUAUAUCAUCGCGCGCCGAGCUGAAAUGAUGAGGGCGAGACAGGACGUCGAUCAGGCGACCAGGGAGAAAAAACUCGAGGAAGUACCGAAACUCCAAGCAAAUGCCGACUUGAAGCAGCAAAUCCUCUGCCGCACGUUGGAUGCUGCCAACGAGGUGGGCGAUGAGGUAGUCUUAGAGAAUCUCGGAGGCCACAGCAAACUGGUGCUUAACCUGAUGAAUCUACUGAUCGCUUGCAUCAAAGCCGGAGAUUUCUCGGGUCAAAUGCUCAAAUCAGCUCUCCGACUGCUCGCAAACUUCAGGAUCACUCAGAAGAUAGCAUCACAGACAAACCUGGAAACCAUCCGGCGCCGCCUCUCGGAUAAGGGCGAUGCAGAAGUAAAGGAAUACCUAGCUGCAAUCAUGUCAAAAAUCAAGAAGGGCAAAGAGCCGGAUUCAGAGGCAUCUCCCAAGAAGUCUACGACCACCUCGUCAACCAAGGCAAAGCUGGCAUCCUCGAAGAUGGCCACCGACAGUGCUCCUGGUAAACGAGCUCGCCCCGAUGAGCCCGACUCUCGUAGCGCCAAGAAACAAGCCAUAGACUUGGGCGCAACGGCAUCCUCCUCCCAAGCCUCCUCGAAGUCGGGAACAGUGGCAGGUGCUACCCAGUCGAAGCCCGCGUUAACCAAGCCUCGUCCAUCGGCGGGCAUUCUUCCAGGGAAGAGCCGAGCAGUUUCCAAACCCGCUCCCAAGAUUGAACCCACCAAAUCUGAACCUGUGAAGUCUGACACUGGCAAGCCUUCGACCACCGAGGAUAAGCAAAACGUCAAGGUUGAGCAAAAGAAAGCGACAGUGAAGCCCGAAUCGAAACCCGAAAUUCCCAAACCUCCUAAACCCUCGUCAGUCUCCGCUAGCCUUGGAGGCAUCGCCUCCCUCCUGGACUCGAUCAACGCGCCAAAGCCUCAGGCCAAGCCCCCGCCGAAGGACCCCAAGGAAGAUCGCGAGAAGAAGGAAACGCCCGAGGAGAGGGCGAAGAGGCUCAAGAAGGAAGCGCGCCGACGAUUGCGCGUCAGCUGGAAGGCAGACGAAGAGCUCGAACAAGUGAGAUACUUCCAUAAGGAGGACGAGGAAGAUACUGGUUUCGACUCAAGGAUGACACGUGACGCGGCAGACGACAAGGGUGAAGGCAUGGUUCUGAAGAGGCGAGGCAAGGUCCUAGACGAGGACGAGGAGGAUGAAGAAGACGAGCUUCCCUAUCGACCCUGGCUGGACCCUACGCCAAUGGAUUUCUCCAAUAUCCCUGAAGAUUACAGGAAGAAGACCUACACAACUCGGGGUGGUGACCUUAUCGUGAAUACCAAGGAGCAAAAGUUCAUGGCGGAACGUGAACAAAAGGUCCUGAUUGCCAUUUAUCAGGAUAUUUCCGACAUCCCUCCAACGCCCAAGAGCCCGCUAGCAAAUAGGGCCGAACCUAUGGUGGAGACUAAGAUUGGCCAUCUGCCGCGGGAUGAACCAAGGUUUGAGGAAAUCCAUCGACGCUGGAAGGAGGUACAGCAGCUCGGAAGGGAUUCCGCUUUGCAAUAUGCAAUGAAACGAAUUGAUUCCAGGAAAGCUCCCGCCAACCAGGUGAACUCAAUCCUUGAUACUCUCAGGUCCGCCGCUGCCAGUGGCCAGGUACCCCCCGCUCGCGUACCGGAGUUGCACCAAGGCGCAGUACCCGCUGCGGUCCAGUCCUUGCCCCGGGACGAGCAGAUCAUUGCGCUUCUUACCAGCGAUAGGGCCAAGCAAUGGAAAGAUCCGGAGCCCACUCCUACUACGCACCGUCGCCAUGACUACCCGGAUCCUCGCGUUCAACAAGCUGCUGACAUUGUUGAGGAGGUUACAACUAAACUAGCCGGCCACCCGUACCCUCCAGUCGAGCCUCCCGAAUGGCUCAAGGAUAACAAGGAGGCUGUAAAGGAAUGGUGGCUCGGCUACAACAAGGACGCUGCUGCGAAGGCGAAGAAGGAGGCAGAGGAGAAGGCUCGAGCUGAAGCUGAACGAUUCACGGCCAUGCAGAACCAAGCUGGAGCGGAUGCCUGGGCUGCGUACUAUGCUCAACAGCAAGCGUACGCCCCUUACAUGGCAAUCCUGCAACAGAUGCAAGCCGGCAACGUUCCACAAGCAACAGCACCCACGUCUGCACCUGCCCCCGUGCCCGCUCAGGCUCAGUCAGGGCAGACAGGCACCAAUGAUCAACUUCAAGCUGUCCUUGCAGCUCUUGGGCAAUCCCAGACCCAGCCAAGUACAGUGGCCCCAGCCGUCGCGUCCGGUGCGGCUCCUCAGAUUCAUCCCAACGACACUACGUAUCAGCAGCUCAUGAUGCUUACGCAAAUAGCAUCGCAACAGCAGCAGAGCACGCAGCAACAACCACAGCAAGGUCAGCAUGGCCAACAGCCACCGCCACACCACCACCGCUCCGGUGGCGACCAAGGUCUCACUCUAAAUUACGACGACGCUCCCCCACGCGAAUGGGACCGCGAGCGUGAGCGUGAUAGGGAUAGGGACAGGGAUUGGGAUCGAGACAGGGACAGGGACAGGGAUAGGGAGAGAGACAGAGAUGGCCGACACGGCGGUAAUGGUCGUGGAAAGCACAAGACCUCGGGAAACCUCCCACCCCACCGGCCAGUUAACCGAGCGCUUAUCGGAACCAAGCCAUGCAUAUUCUACAAGCAAGGCACAUGUGCCAGGGGUGACCAGUGUACAUUCCGACACGAGUAG